CUCUUGUUCUAUAUUUACACAUCCUUUUUUUUUAUUUUAUUUUAUUAUUCAUAUUUAUAUUUUUAUUCUUCAUACUUGUUACUAUAUAUCACCCAUGUACUAUUAUUAAUAGGCAGGAUGACAAAUGCCUAUUUUCGUCAUAUCCCUCCAAUUUUUUUUUUUUUUUCAUUAUUCACUUCUUUUCAUUGUAUUUUUCCCCUUUUUUUAUUAUUUUAUUUUACCUUUUUUUUUCGAUUUUAUCAUUCCAUAUAAUAAAAAAAUUCUUCAUCUUUUUCUUUUAAAUUUUAAAAAGGCUCUCUUCAUCGUGGUGAACUCUGAAAUUUUCUCUGAAUCUUUUUAUUUUAUAAUUUUUUGUUUCUAUUAUUUUUUUUUCUUUCCUUUCUUUUUUAUUUUAUAUCGUUGUUAUUAUCCUUUUAAAUUAAUUAGUUUUUCCUUUUAUUAAGCAACAAGCAUUGUAUUUUAGAAUAAAGUAAUGAAAUAUAAUACGGAAACCUUGAUCAUUGUAUGCCGGAGGAAGAUGGAUAAACUGAACACUGGGA
Molecule: messenger RNA, 539 nt
Organism: Halteromyces radiatus
Lineage: Eukaryota; Fungi; Mucoromycota; Mucoromycetes; Mucorales; Cunninghamellaceae
Exons: 1
Coding region: 125-442 (105 amino acids)
Source: RefSeq, a predicted model, not a curated record